AUGUUGUUUGUGUCGGGCGUAUUCCGCUGGGUCACGAAGACGGGACAAUUUUCUCAUAUCUGCGACCGGCCCAUCGGUGCUUUGCUUUCGCGACGUAUUCCGCAAGUCACGAAGACGGGACAAUCUUCUCAUAUCCGUACUGCGAAAGACGGGACAAUCUUCUCAUAUCCGUACUGCGAAGUCCAUGUAUUCCGCUGGGUCACGAAGACGGGACAUUCUUCUCAAAUCGUACUGCGAAGUCCGACGAGAUCUUGUGUGUCGCUUCAGAAGACUGCACUCGAGCGCUUUGUGGGUGGUCCGUAG
Messenger RNA from Cylicostephanus goldi, 303 nucleotides. The record is from the annotation of a GenBank genome assembly. NCBI's taxonomy places the organism in Eukaryota, Metazoa, Nematoda, Chromadorea, Rhabditida, Strongylidae.